GUUCCAAGCCGUAACGUCACUCGGCGCCUGCAAGUUGUCAAUGAGGCACUUCAAUCACCUGUAUCAUCCAAUCCCCUCUGAAACAUGCAUUCUCUACAUUAAAAGCUGGAAACCUGCCUACAUUCCGCUCGGACUACUUUGCUUCUCCGCCGUAGGUUCGAUAAUAUUCUUCAGCGCAUGGGGCACGAGGCUGCCCGGGAUCGUUCGCACGCUGUCGCACUUCAAUCCCCCGUUCUCAUUGAAGGAUGCGACUCAAGCAUCGCGUUUCUAUUCUAGCGGUGGCCCUCGCCGUAACCGUGCUGCCCCAUCCAUGGGUGGACAGGUUGUUUCCAGUAGUAAAGUUACCGCAAGGCAAAGUAGUGGGCAAACGAGUCUCUCUCGAUGUUAACACCGGGGAUAAUCCAGGUGGAUUGAAGGAUUUUCAGCAGGACUUUUUUUUGGGUAUUCCGUAUGCCCUACCACCGCUGGAUAAGCUCAGGUUCAAAGCGCCGCAGCCCAUACAACAGAAGUCAUUUUUAACCAUUGAAGCCAAGGAGUAUGGUCGGGCAUGCAUGCAGACCCUUGGUGUUCAUUUCCACAAUCGGAGCGAAAUCUCCGAAGAUUGUCUGACUCUCAACAUCAUCCGCCCCGCCCACAUUUCGAAGAAGGCAGCACUUCCUGUGUUAGUUUGGAUACAUGGUGGUUCAUUCGUCAUGGGAUCGGGCGGUGUAUAUAAUGGGUCCUGGCUAGUUGCUCGCAGCGUGGAUUUGAAUCGUCCAAUAAUAUAUGUGUCAAUGAACUAUCGCCUUCAACUUUUCGGUUUCUUGGCAGCUCCCGAGGUCGAAGAGCGUGAGGAUGCCGACCUUAACGUUGGGCUGCUUGACCAGCGCGAAGCAUUGCGUUGGGUCAAACAGAAUAUUGCGUCCUUUGGCGGAGAUCCCAGCAGGAUCACCGUUUUUGGUCAGAGCGCCGGCGCAAUGUCAGUUGGAGCACAAAUGCUUUGGAACAAAGGGACUAAGGACACUGGAGGUGGGGAUCCGCUUUUUAGAGGUGCAAUAUUGCAAUCGGGGGGCGCAUCCGGUUAUCCAUCUCCUAAACCUUGGGCACACGAGGUGGCCUAUCGUCGCUUUGCAACAAAGGUCGGCUGUGGCGCAUCGACAAUUGCGCGCAGCGUCACCCAUGACUUUUGCCCUCCGCGCUCGUUCUAUAAUUAUAGACCACGAGAAGAUUCGAUUCUCAGUUGCCUCCGCGAGGUACCUGUUGAUACUCUCUUCCGUGAGGCCACACGCAUCGAGGGCGUGGGCCUGAAAGAUCAUCUGGCUGGCCUUAGCCAUUCCCGCCCUUGGGGAGUAACUCAGGAUGCAACAUCGUAUUACAAUAAACGCCGACAAGACGGUGGAUUUUUCUAUGCUCGACCGAGCAUCGCGCUUCGAAACGAGAGUAUCCUUAAUAUUCCGAUCAUCAUUGGAACAACUUUGGACGAAGGCACUAUAUUUCCACCAAACAACAUCAAGAGCCAAGAUGACUUCAUGACAUAUAUUCAGCAUUGGUUUAUAUACCCGCAUGGCGCUCAUUUGCGCGAGAAAGUGUUCAAGGGACUUUCCUCCCUAUAUCCAGACAUCCCAUCUCUCGGAAGCCCUUAUCCAAACAACGAUGUGGAUUUUGAUCAAGAUGACAGGCUGUUCCCUCAACAUGAGUCAAACCAGUUCAGGCGCGCGGCAUCAGUUUUUGGCGACCUUGUUUUCGAUAGCGCGCGAAGGCUACAAGCUGAAAUAAUGUCGGACAGCGUCCCUGUCUGGACAUAUCAGUUCCGCACACCUGUGAGGGGUCCAAAGCACUACGGAGUCGGCCACUCGGCGGAAAUUCCAUAUGCAUUUGGCUAUUAUGCGUUCCAAGGUGGUGGAGAUCGAGCCAUAUCUCGCCUCAUGACUAGUGCAUGGAUAAACUUUGUUUACGAUCUUGAUCCGAACGGGAAACGCCCAGACCCAUUUUGGCCGAAGUACACAUUUAGAAAGAAACCAUUGCUUGAGUUUCGAGCUAAUACCACUGCAGUUGUGAAGGAUGAUUAUCGGAAGGAUGCGCUGAAAUGGAUGAUGUAUGACGAAGAUUGGAAUUAUGCCACUGGACGUUGAUGUCAUAAUAUCAAUGUUAAGUGUGGGUUUUUUCUUCAGAAUUUCCUGACUCGCGUUAAGGUCAACAAAGACCAAUCGCCAUCAAUAACUCUCCAUGAGAAAGAGGAACAAAAUUCACUGGCAAUAAGUAGUCAAGUUUGCCUUAUUCACCCUCAUAAACUUUGUGCC
Molecule: messenger RNA, 2279 nt
Organism: Cantharellus anzutake
Lineage: Eukaryota; Fungi; Basidiomycota; Agaricomycetes; Cantharellales; Hydnaceae
Product: Alpha/Beta hydrolase protein
Exons: 10
Coding region: 246-2111 (621 amino acids)
Source: RefSeq, a predicted model, not a curated record